AUUGGUAGUCAAUAAACCGAUUGUUGCCUCGCGCGCACACCACGUGCUUAUUGGUGAUGAGUUUUGAUGUAGAUGAGUUACGCUAAAAUCGUUAAGGAACCUGCUCAAAGAUUUGUUUACCUGUAUGAUAAGGAACUCCAAUUAAAAACACUCAGAUAUGUUCUCGCCUGCUGGUCGAUAAAUCUGCUAGGAUGCCGAGAUCUCCUCGUUUUUCAUACCUUUCAAAAAGUUGCGCUUAAUUUUUAUAAACAUGAUCAUGGAGCAGAAGGAUCGGAUGCUUCGUAAGACAAAAUGACAUGAAUAAUGCCGAGAGCAACCGAAUAUCAAUAAAUAUUAAAACUAAGACUUAAGUACCUCUGAUGGGAAUAAUAUUUGUGAGUGUUAAGGAUGCCUAUUCUGGCCUUUCUGUGGCUGUCUUUGCUUCCUUUGAUGUCUGUCGGUGUGAUACCAGACGAACAACGCUUACUAGAGACUUUACUGUCGGACUAUAACCCUGCCGCACGUCCUGUCUUUAAUGCAUCACAUAUUCUUCUUGUUAAAUUUGGAAUAACACUGGCUCAAAUAUCAGAUAUGGACGAGGUCAACCAGGUGCUUACUACUAGUGUAUGGUUAGAACAGGAAUGGCAAGAUGAACGCCUGAUUUGGGAUCCUUCAGAUUAUAAUGGACUUGAGACUUUGCGUAUGCCAUGUGACAAAAUCUGGCUUCCAGACAUUGUGCUAUACAACAGUGCUGAUGAUUACACUUCGGGAUAUAUGCAAAGUAAGGCAAUGGUUCGUUAUGAUGGGAAUGUCUUCUGGCCUCCUCCAGCUAAGUUCCGCAGCUCCUGUAAGAUCGACAUCACAUUCUUUCCUUUUGACGACCAAAUCUGUAAAAUGAAAUUCGGUUCCUGGACUUAUGAUGGAUUCCAAGUGGAUAUAACAAACAGAACCGCUCAGGUCGACCUGUCAAAUUAUGUCUACAGUGGGGAAUGGGAACUCAUCUCAAUUUAUGGAGUUCGAAACGAGGUCAUAUACCAGUGCUGUAAUAUUCCAUACCCGGAUGUGACGUUUACCAUAAUCAUGCGCAGAAAGACGCUAUACUAUCUGUUUAAUAUUAUUUUCCCUUGUUUGUGGCUGACGAUUUUGAGUUUACUUGGUUUCUGGCUGCCCCCUGACAGCGGAGAAAAGAUCACACUUGGCAUUACUGUCUUAUUAGCUUUCUCUGUGUUCAUGCUACUCAUUGCUGAAAAUAUGCCAGCAACAUCCGAAUUUGUUCCUCUGAUUGGUAUUUAUUUGACAGUGACAAUGGGAAUGACGUCAUUAUCCAUUAUUCUAACAGUGUUUGUACUUCAAUUACAUCACGUGGGUCCGCAUCAGCGACCCGUGCCAAGAUGGCUACGGUUUUUGUGUGUGGAUAUUUUAGCCAGAUUCAUGUGUAUGAGACAGUCUCAGAUUCCACAGCCGUUUGUUGAUGAAUUCCGCAAAGACGACAUGUGUUUAACAACAUUUUUUGAAAAUGUCGAAAAUGGAAACACCACGGGUACGUGUAAUGGGAAUUUGCAACAAAAUUCCAAUAACACAAUUAAUAAUUACCAGAAUGACAAAUAUCAUAUUGAAAUGGAUAAAGACAAAACACAUCAAAAGAUUACAAAUCAUUUAAAACUGUUAGUGGAGAAACAGGACUAUGAGGAGAACCAUCAGGGUAUCGUCCAUGAGUGGCAGUUUGUCGCUCACGUAAUGGACAGAGUUCUUUUUUGGAUCUUUUUAUUUGCUGCAGUUAUAUCAUCUAUAUUGAUUUUAGUUGUACAACCUUUAUUAAAACCCCCGCUACAGUGAACGCCAAAUAUUUCAUUUUUCAUGGCCAUAAAUAUUCAUUUACAAAGUAAAACGUGCACAAGGCGCCAAUAAAUAAACAUUAAAAGCUUCGAAA
Saccostrea echinata is the source of this 1909-nucleotide messenger RNA. RefSeq names its product neuronal acetylcholine receptor subunit alpha-10-like. Gene Ontology annotation, molecular function: transmembrane signaling receptor activity; acetylcholine-gated monoatomic cation-selective channel activity. The record is from RefSeq and is a predicted model, not a curated record. The coding region runs from base 388 to 1815 and encodes 475 amino acids. Gene Ontology annotation, cellular component: synapse; postsynaptic membrane; neuron projection. The transcript has 5 exons. Gene Ontology annotation, biological process: nervous system process; chemical synaptic transmission; regulation of membrane potential. Lineage: Eukaryota; Metazoa; Mollusca; Bivalvia; Ostreida; Ostreidae.